CGGCGUGUCAGGUGAUGCCGGAAGUGACGCAAUGUUGACGGCCCGGCAGGUGGGAGGAGGACCAAUGGCCGAGAGCGGGCGCGAGACGGCGCUUGGGCGCUUACAAAAAUUCAGAUUUUGGGGAAGAGCGUCAGACCAACCCAUCAGGAGUGCAUGGAUAAUUAAAGUUUCCAGAAAUGAACCAGAAGUUGUUACUUUUGUACUGGAACCCACAAUUUGAGGAUGAUAGAGGAACCCAGUGUUGAAAUGUCUUAGUUUUGCACUUUUGAACCUGCACUGAAUGUCAGUUUAGUUUAUCGAAUCUGUAGAGCAAGCCUGUGCUCAAGAGGACAUGGGAUACUGCUCUGCCUGGAACAAUGAUCAGAAUACACCAGAGCAGCCUCUGUUCUGAAGCCUAAAACAGCCCCGUAUACAUCCAUUCAUGAAUCUGUGACGUCAGUAGCCUCUGUGUUCUCCUUUGCAGCAGGAUUGCAGGAUUAUAUGGGUGGGAUUUCCUUGCUGUAUUUUACACCGUAUAUAUGUGUAUGUGUAUAUGCGUCGCCAACCAUCUCUUAAUGAAAAAAAUGGAGAAGGAUUAUAGAAAUUACCAAUCAAUGCAAUCAGGCCACUACUUCCUACACUAGGAGUAAACAUUUUGCUUUCUUAAAGCAAUACCUGUGCCUGUUUGCUCCAUGCACAUGCACACCUACAAUACAAUGACCAGUUCUCAGGAGCCCCUGACCUGGUCUUCCUCUACAACCAUUAUUGCCAAGACCCUCAGUGAAGACAUUCAGUUCAGUGGGAUGCAUGGAGAACAUAAACCCACAGCUCUUCAUCCUUCACCUGAGAUUAUAGAGGAUGUACAAGGAAAGAGUUUACUUCACAACAGUGCACCAGAGACAAUGAAUAGCUCAGUUGCCACAACAGUAUUGACCAGUGUGAGUGAGGAUUCAAGGGACCAGUUUGAAAACAGUGUGCUGCAGUUAACGGAACAAGAUGAACUGGAAACUCCUGUCCAUCAGAGCAACAAGGACAACAUAGUUGGAGAGACCAACAGUGGAACAGAAGACAUCAAAAUCCAGUUCAACAGAUCAGGCAGUGGAAAUGGUGGAUUUCUUGAGGGACUCUUUGGCUGUUUGAAGCCAGUUUGGAAUAUUAUAGGAAAAGCCUACUCCACUGACUACAAGCUACAGCAACAAGAUACAUGGGAAGUUCCUUUUGAAGAGAUUUCUGAGCUGCAGUGGCUGGGUAGUGGAGCACAAGGAGCUGUGUUCUUAGGAAAAUUUCGAGCAGAGGAGGUGGCCAUCAAGAAAGUGAGAGAACAGACUGAAACUGAUAUCAAGCACUUGAGAAAGCUGAAACAUCCAAACAUCAUUGCAUUCAAGGGCGUUUGCACACAGGCACCCUGCUACUGCAUAAUAAUGGAAUAUUGUGCACAAGGACAGCUUUAUGAAGUAUUGCGAGCAGGUAGAAAGGUCACACCUCGUCUCCUUGUGGAAUGGUCCACAGGGAUCGCUAGUGGAAUGAACUAUUUACAUCUGCAUAAAAUCAUCCAUAGAGAUCUCAAGUCACCCAAUGUAUUAGUCACUCACAAUGACACAGUAAAAAUUUCAGAUUUUGGUACUUCUAAAGAACUCAGCGAUAAGAGUACAAAAAUGUCCUUUGCAGGGACUGUAGCCUGGAUGGCUCCAGAAGUGAUUCGCAAUGAACCUGUCUCUGAAAAAGUAGAUAUAUGGUCAUUUGGAGUAGUUUUGUGGGAACUUCUUACUGGAGAGAUUCCAUAUAAGGAUGUAGAUUCCUCAGCCAUCAUCUGGGGUGUAGGCAGUAAUAGCUUGCACCUUCCAGUGCCCUCCACUUGCCCAGAUGGAUUCAAGAUUCUUAUGAAACAGACAUGGCAAAGUAAGCCCAGGAAUCGACCCUCUUUCCGACAGACGCUUAUGCACCUUGACAUUGCAUCUGCUGAUGUGUUGGGCACUCCUCAGGAGACCUAUUUCAAGUCUCAGGCUGAAUGGAGAGAAGAAGUGAAGAAACAUUUUGAAAAAAUUAAAAGUGAAGGAACUUGCAUACAUCGGUUAGAUGAAGAACUUAUUCGACGCAGAAGAGAAGAACUCAGGCAUGCCUUGGAUAUUCGUGAACAUUAUGAGAGAAAACUGGAGAGAGCCAAUAAUUUGUAUAUGGAGCUCAGUGCUAUCAUGCUACAACUAGAGAUUCGGGAAAAGGAGCUCAUGAAGCGGGAACAAGCAGUGGAAAAGAAGUAUCCUGGGACAUAUAAGCGUCACCCAGUUCGACCAAUAAUCCAUGCCAAUGCAAUGGAAAAACUAAUGAAGAGGAGAGGAGUCUCCCACAAAUCUGGAGGCCAAACUAAGCGGCCUGACUUACUGAAGUCAGAUGGGAUAUCCAACACUGAGGUGUUGCCCAGUGGUUCUCCUCUCUCAGCGAGUCCCAAAAUGUCAACACUUAGUAGCAAAGGACGAUACCGUUGCAAACCACGCCACCGGCGAGGAAACAGCAAAGGCAGCAAUAGUGAUUUUACAGGGAUCUUGAAAAACCAGGCAACACGGGAUGAUUCGGCUCAGCCAAGUCAUCAUCAACAACAUCACCCCCACCACCAUGGGCAUCACCCUCGGCUCAACUUACAGGGACAGGACAUAGCCAAUUGUGCUAACAAUCUUCGAUAUUUUGGACCAGCUGCAGCCUUGCGCAGUCCUCUUAGUAAUCAUGCCCAACGGAGGAUGUCCGGCUCUAGCCCAGAUCUUAUUUCUACUGCUAUGGAAGCUGAUUCACGGAGAAAUCUGGAGGAGGAGAAGGAUGGGGAGGGCACAGCUAAUCAUUGGGACUGCUGUCAAAAAGGCACAUACAGCCUCUGCCCAGAAUGCAGAAUGGGGACAAAUAGUGCAAACCAAGAACAGUCACUUGAGCCAGGACUUGAGCCACCUGAAGCACCCUCACAGGAGCCCUUAUUUGCAAAUGGGCAGUUUUCUGGGCAAAGGGAGGAAGGUGAAUUUAGCAGCCACAGGUCAGCAUCUUCUCUUGGCUCUUCUCAUCCUGUGAGCACUUCAGGACUGCUGUGUAAAACAAGACCCAUUUCAAAGAGUGGUGACGACUCUUCAGAAGAAGAAGGAGAAGUAGAUAGUGAAGUGGAAUUCCCACGAAGGCAGAGACCACACCGCUGUAUCAGUAGCUGUCAGUCCUACUCGACUUUCAGCUCUGAGAAUCUCUCUGUGUCUGAUGGGGAGGAAGGUAAUACCAGUGACCAUUCCAACAGCCCAGAUGAGCUUACCAAGAGGAAGGAAAAGAAGUUGACUCACAAGCUGGAUGAUAUGCUGUCACAGACUCCAGAAAUUCCUAUUGAGAUAUCUACUCAAUCUGAUGGACUUUCAGAUAAGGAGAGUGCUGUACGCAGAGUGAAAACACAGAUGUCACUUGGCAAGUUAUGUCCAGAGGAGCAUGGAUAUGAGAAUCCUGGUGAGUUUGGAGAUUCUGGUGGUGACUCUUCAGAUGGAGAAUGCUCUGAUACAACUGUGAGGACCAGUAAAGUGUGCAACUCGGCAACCUUGUAAAGAUGUCUCUCUCCCCUCCCUAAGUCAUUGAUUCCUCAAGAACCUCUCUUCAUUCCUUCUCUGCGAAGCUGUUUCUCCAUCCUUUCACCCAAAUGUUCUGCAAUAACUUGAAUCUUUAGAGAAAUGUUCUGACAAAUUGGGUUCUCAGUGAACAUUUCAGUCAUGAAUGGCAGGGAUGUAUUUUAUUGAAAAAUUUAGUUGUUGUAUCCUAUUUUUGGCAUUUUAACACUUUUUACACUGAAGACAAAAUAACUGGUUGCAAAAAAAAGUUCUGAAGGCAAGCCUGUGAAGGAGAACAAUCUUCUAGAGUCUUAGAUGGGACAUGUGGGAUCCAGUGCUACUACUGUGACAUCGACAAGUCCAAGUGGCUCCAAACUGCUGGAAAUAAAGGAAGAUGAAUACAAUGGCUUUUCCACAUUUGAUGAAGCAGUGGCUGAAGCAAUUUGUGAACAAAUUUCAUCAGUAUAACCAGCACAAGGUUUUUCAAAAGGAAGUUCUGUGUUUGAGUCUUUGCUCUCCAGGCGUAUGAAAAUGACUGUUCAUCAUGCUUGGUUUUUAAUUCAUAUUUAGUUGGUUGUGACCUCCUGCAGCUAUAUUCUUGUCACAGUGUAUCUCCAGCAUUUUUCACCAUAACUGUGCCAUUGUGAGAUCAGAGAGACAGCAUUGAGUAGCUGGUAAAUAGAAACCAGUGAAGAUCUGUUUUGCUCAAUUAUUCCUUUUCUUUUACAUAUUUUUGCUUCCUUAGGUUUUAAUGAAAUCGAUCAAAUUGGUGUUAAAGAUCAAGAUUCAAAAAAGUGAUUGAAACCACAUUCCACACAACCUGCAAACUGUGUUGGAGGGAUAAACUGGAACUGUUCAUAUUACAGCUGGCAUUAUGUUAGGACACAAGAAGGAAGGAUUGCCUUGGCUAAGGCACGUGUUCUUAUUCAGCCUGGAUCACACUACUAGCCUCCCUACAGUUUGUCUAGUGUUGUUCUUGUAGGGAUGCAUUGGAAACUUGUUGGUCUUGAUACAAACUAACAUUUGAAAAAUGGUGAUGACUGGAGAAUGCUCUUUAUUGGCGGAGAAUGCCCUUCUGAGGGAACCUAAGCCAUAGGUCCAUAGUGGUGGAUUUUGGACUGAAGAGGACCCAAGACAUUUGCCUUUCCUAAGGGAAAGAAAAAUUCCACCUUCCUUCUGCAAUACCUCAUUCUUCCUAAGCAACUCACUGGGGUUUCUAAUCAUGUCUCCUUUAACUGAAAUACUCAAUAAGAGCAACACAAAAACACUACAAGUUUUCAUUUGGUUUUAUAACCAAAGUGUGAAUAAUAAUCCUGGCUGUGCCCCCUUGUGUGUCUAGUUAAUUAUAUUCAGGGAAGAAAGGCUCUUUGUGUGGAGUGUAAAAUUGUAGCAUAGGAAGAUUCGUUUUUAAGGUAGUGAGUACCUGUUGCACCCUUCACCCCACUCCCAACAUGGAGGAGAAGGAUGGCUUAAGUUUUUUGUUGAUGUCUGUUUACAUUUGAUUUCCUUUAAAAAGAAAUAAUCAAUAGCCUAGUGACCGAAUGAAGGGAAAAUACUUUACUAAUGAAGAGAGCAGUAUUGUGUGAGUUAAAUUAUUUCAUAUUUUUGAAACUUUGUAGCUGGACUACAUGGAUUAUAAAUUAUUUCAUUAUUUAUUAUAAUUUCAGUAGAUUGAAGGCAAGGUUUAUUGUAGCACAAUGUAUUGGUCUUCAGUUGCUCUGCGGCUUCUUGGGCCAGAAGGAGCAGGAGCCAGGCCAUUUCUUAAUCUUGUGAUUGCACAGUAGACAACAUGGAGUGGGUCAGUACAAGCAAGGUGAAAUAGUGUUGGGGCUUCAUAUGGGUAGGGUGUGAAAUAAUGUGGAUACAGCGUCCAUAAAAUUGUGAUUGUGCUUUAGCUUCCUUGCAGCAAUACAGACCACUGUGAAAUUUCAGACUAAGGUAAAAUGAGUACGUAAGUCCAGUUCACCUGAAAUAUUAUUUUGUUCCAAAAAGAAAAAGUCCUUGCAUUUGGUGUACUUGUUAAACUAAUCAGGGUGCUGCCCAUUUUGAACUAAGUGGUUCCUGACCGCCCAUGUUCUUUGCCUAGUCGUAAGUAGGCUGAGAGUGAAUUUCUUUGAGGGUCCAUUGAUUCUGCUUAUUCAACACUCCUGUAAAUAUCAUUCCAUAAAUAUAUGGACCAAAUCAUGGGAGAACAGCAUAUUUCUGCUCCUUUCAAAUCCACAUAAUUCAGAAACUGAACUUGGUGUUCUUUUGAGAAAUUUUGGUUUUAUUGUAUCAUCUAAACCAGGUAUUGGCAAACUUCAGGCUUCCUGGCAUUUUGGACUUCCAACUCCCAGAAAUCCCAGCCAUCUUACCAGCUAUUAGAAAUUAUGGGAGCCAAAAUCCAACACCUGGAGGGCCAAAGUUUGCUCAUUCUUGAUCUCAAAGUACUGGUAAUUAACAUUAUCCUAAUGUUUUCUUUUGAGUUCUCUACAAUUCUUUUUUUCCACUCCGCUCUAUUAUCACUAAUACAUUCAGAUUGUGGGUGUCUUACUUACAAGGCUGAUAUGGGCACAUGCCUAUGAAUCAAUAACUGUUUUUAAACGGCCUUUGCAAGCAAGCAGACUAUUUGGCAAUAAACUGAAGAUGCCUUCCUUCGUUGGCAUAAAAAUUCUAGAUUUAACAGCCCAUGGCUGAGUAUGUUAUAUGCAAGAUUUUUUUUAAUGCAGCAAAGUGAAGGAUAGUUCAAAACUGAUCAAAAGCUUUGUGUUACUUGUCAAUAUGAUGUAAUUGGCAGUUAUUUUAAUGCUGACUUUUUUUCUACAUCUCGCCUUCAGCAAUUCUAAUUCCAAUACUAAUGCAGAACUGUCAGGUUUGACAGGCAAGAGUUCUCCAGGUUUUGAACAAAGAAAUUCCUCAUCUUUUAAAUGGAGAUGUUGUCCCUGGAGGCUUAUGAUGCAAAGCAUGUAAUUUAACACUAAAAUGCAUCCCCACAGCCCCAAGUCUCUAAAUUAGUAGAGAAUGUGUCUGAUGUAAUGGUUUCCAUUAUGUCUAGCAGUAACUUGGUUUUUUGGCAUUUGCACAUAUCUUGAGUCUACAGACACCAUGCUGCAUGUAAUUCUUUAAGAGACUACCUGAAGGUUCAGUCCAGUCAGCCUUCCAUAUUUAUAGGUUUGACUUUUUGCAGAUUUGAUCAUUCAAGGAUUUGACUGAAGUAUUAUCUCUAGAAUUUCUCAGUUCUCCAGUGUGACUUUGUUUAACUUCCACCAGAAAUUGACUAUAGAGUCAUGAUGGGGGACCUAGAGAUACAUAGAGAGAACACCUCUCUAGGAAUUUCUAGGUGCUCUGGUGUAAUUUUGUGUUUAACUUCUGAUGAAGAUUGACCCUUUGUGGAGGAUCUAGAGAGGUGCACUCUCAGGUUUAAAAAUGACCUAUUUUUAGUCAUGCUUUUUCCACUUUUGCAGCGAUUCGGUGCCCCUAACCCCAGUGAAUGUGGAAUGAUGACUGUAAUUCAUUAAGAUUGGUCCCUAGCAGCCUGAGUCUCUGAAGAUAUACAUUCUCCUCAUUAGUAUGUGUCCUGUAAUUUCCCCUUAAUAGUUAUAAACAAGUCAACCAGUUUUGGCUUUGACCCUCCCUGAGAACUCAGGGCUACAGGAGAACUUGAUUGCAGAAGUGUAGUGAAUUCUGGCUCCUAAGAAUGUAGUACUGUAAUUAGAAUAUUUUAUGUGCCGGGGGUGGGUGGCUAGGUGGGGGUAAGACCUUACUAGAGAGGAUUCAGCUGUAGAACAUAUCAAGCAAUCAGAUAGACAUCAUAUGUAGUAUUGAUUGGAGGUUUCCCCCAGAUAUAUUUCCUUUUAUUCGGCUGAAGUUUCUUUCAGAGGUAAGCAGGUGAAAAAAGAAUUGAAAUUUUAAGCAUAAUUGAAUCACGUAGCGCUGUUUGUUCUUACGCAGCUCCCAAUGUUAUCAGCUCUCUGCUUUAGGGCACUCCUAAUUUAUAAUUUUGAAUACUUGAGCAAAUUCAAUGUCAUGGUUGCAGAGAGAUCAUAGAUUACAAACUAAGCGAAACCAAUUACAUUUUCUAUGUUAAAGAAAAAAAAUGCUGGUAUAGGUAAACUGAGAGCGAGGCUACAUGUUAUGACAAUCAGAGCAUGCAGCUGAAAGUGACGUAGUUGCAGUGUGUUCUACCCACACAUUUGUGUUAUAAUACUUAACUGUAGCACUUCCCAUAUGAUGGAGUAGCAUCACGUUGUGAAGUCCCUGAUCCUCCCACUGUGCUCUUACCUGCCACUGCAACAUGUUUCAGUGACAAACAUUUAAUCAGAGAUGUGAUAUAGGCAAUUAUAACAAAAAAUACUCCAGAUCUUAUUAUUAUUAUGUUUAUUUAUAUCCCACUUUCUCUCUCUACAAAAGAGGCUCAAAGAUGUUAUGAUUCAAAGAGGAUGGAAUGGCUAACCAUAAAAUGUGAAUGAUGAUGAAUGUGCUCUUUUCAUAUUAACCUAACAGAUGAAUUUUAAGUCAAGGUGGGCAGUAUUUUCUAUUGAAGAUGACAUCCUCACAGUUGGUGUGCUGAAACCUAUUGUAGUGGGGUGUGGAAUAACAAAUGGGUGUGCCUACCCCUCUCCGUUUUCACCUCUUCUUCCCUUCCCUUCCUACUUAGCAGGCGGAAACCUGAACUGAUCACUUGCAGAGGGCUUUUGAAAUUAGAUUGGGGUCUGCAGAUUGACCACUCCUGUUUUAAAUGGUUGUAGAGUAUGCAGAUUAUGUUUUUAAGAUUUUGUCUUAAAAGAGUGAGGGCUAAACACUUUUUAAUAUGGAAACAGACUCUCAGGUAUUUAUGUGACUUUGGGUUCUUAAAAGAGCCUGCUAUGUUCUGUAGGUCCAAUAAAAGGUACUACCUAUACCUCCUUGCUUCUCUGGGAACAACACUCCAAAGCACGUAACUAUUCCAAGAUGUCAGAAAUAAUGGAAGUAAGCAAUACUGGUUUUGAGAGAUACACACUGUGUUAUACUUUCUUUGUUUGUAGAAAACAUUGUCAAGCUAGCACAAGAAAAAAUUUCUUAGUAACCAACAAAAAGUGCAUUAUUUUGGGAAGAAAGUAGUUGUCUUGUGUUAACUCUGAUGGCAUCUUAGAGAUUAAAGGGAUAGUUGAUGAUUCAUUGCAAAGUAGAGCUGUUCAUCUGAAAGCCAUAGACAACACACCCCACACCACAUACUAUAUGUGCAACUAUCAAAAGUGAAUCUUCUUGCUAAGUUAUGACUAUUUUAUGCAAGGGCAUUACAAUAUUACAAGGUUUUGUGAGUAACGGCACAACAACAGUAUAAUGAUACUUGGAGUACGUAAUGCAAACCAGAGACAGCUUUUGGAGGUCAAUAACUUCUUCUAGAUUUUUUUCUCUGCUCUUAUGACAGAUUCUUAAUUACUGGGUCCAGCUAUGGCACAAUCAGUGUGGUGGCUAUUGGUUAGUGGGAGUGAUUGGUUUACAUGUCAUAUGAAAUGAUCAUUUCAACUCCUAUGCUAUCUCUUCUCCUAUUCUAUGGCUUUCUGAGGCAAACUUGAUUUUGUUUUUGUAUUGAACUGUGUAUAACAAUUGGGAACAAGACUGACUAUCAAAACAGAUGCAUGGAAUAAAAGCCAGUGUACCUCA
Anolis sagrei ordinatus is the source of this 9164-nucleotide messenger RNA. RefSeq names its product mitogen-activated protein kinase kinase kinase 13 (gene MAP3K13). Gene Ontology annotation, biological process: protein autophosphorylation; signal transduction. Gene Ontology annotation, molecular function: MAP kinase kinase kinase activity; ATP binding. Gene Ontology annotation, cellular component: cytoplasm. The record is from RefSeq and is a predicted model, not a curated record. NCBI's taxonomy places the organism in Eukaryota, Metazoa, Chordata, Lepidosauria, Squamata, Anolidae.